Trachymyrmex septentrionalis is the source of this 1292-nucleotide messenger RNA. RefSeq names its product KRR1 small subunit processome component homolog (gene dbe). Gene Ontology annotation, molecular function: RNA binding. The record is from RefSeq and is a predicted model, not a curated record. The coding region runs from base 194 to 1204 and encodes 336 amino acids. Lineage: Eukaryota; Metazoa; Arthropoda; Insecta; Hymenoptera; Formicidae. Gene Ontology annotation, cellular component: nucleolus; small-subunit processome. The transcript has a single exon.
UACACAUGGUACUGUGAACAACUGUGAACCCUUUAAACGUUGGAAAUCCAUCCAAAGACUCAAGAAGAAAAGCUUAAAAGAAAAGAUUGAAGGCAUAUUAAUUUUCUUUAUUUGAAAAAUACUUCAAAAGAAAAAAAUCGAAUGCAUUUACAUUAGUGAUUAAAUUCUUGAUCAUUCUCCGAAUCGCACGAGAAUGAGUAGCUCGAAGAAAUUGGAAAAAACCGGACCAAUUGACAAUGCGUGGUCGUUGAAAAUACCAGAAUUUAAAGAAGAGGAUAAUCCACAUCGUCUUCUCGUGGAGAGCUCAUUUGCGACGAUGUUUCCAAAAUACCGCGAGCAAUAUUUGAAGGAACAUUGGCUUCUGAUUCAAAAAGCGUUAGAUGAGCACCAUAUCAAGGCUGAACUGGAUCUCAUUGAAGGAAGCAUGACAGUGAAAACUACCAGGAAGACUUGGGAUCCAUACAUAAUCAUCAAAGCACGUGACGUGAUCAAGCUCAUGGCUCGUUCGGUUCCCUUCGAGCAGGCUAUUAGAGUUCUCCAGGAUGACAUUACUGCAGAUAUCAUAAAGAUAUCCUCCUUUGUCAGAAACAAGGAGAAGUUUGUCAAGAGGAGACAAAGGCUUAUUGGACCAAAUGGAUGUAAUUUGAAAUCCAUUGAGCUGCUAACUAAUUGUUAUGUCGUGGUUCAGGGUCAAACUGUUUCGGCACUGGGACCUUAUAAAGGCGUACAGCAAGUGAGAAAAAUAGUACAAGAUACUAUGAAGAAUGUUCAUCCAGUUUAUAGUCUCAAGACAUUGAUGCUUAAACGAGAACUUUCUAAAAAUUCAAAAUUAAAGAAUGAGAAUUGGGAACGAUAUCUUCCCAAGUAUACCAGCAAGAAUAUAAGUAAGCGCAAAGAACCAAAGAAGAAGAGGGAGAAGAAACCGUACACUCCAUUCCCACCGCCUCAACAAGAAAGCAAAAUCGAUAAGGCAAUGGCGUCUGGUGAAUACUUCUUAAAGGAGGAACAGAAGAGGGCAAAGAGAAAGAAGGAACUGGAAGCGAAACACGAAGAGGCAACCAAGAAGAGGCAGGAGCGUAGAGCACAAGCAUUUGUACCACCUGAAGAAAAAUCUGUUGAAAGUGAAACUGGAAAGACUGAUAUAGACAUUGCUGAAAUAAAAAGGAAAGUUCAACAAGGAUUGAAAAAGCAUAAUAGAAAAUAAUGUGGAUAUCUUUUAAACAUUAAUGACACAGUAUGAUGUAUAAAGUGAUAUGAGAAAUUAAGUUUUGUCACACAAAUAUAAAUUUACG